GGCAACGUCUCACCAAACGCACCCACAGCCACCCAGAACAUCACUGACGCUUGUGCGAAUUAAGAAUGAAGUAAUCCAAGUGCGUGAUUGCUACGUUAAAUUGAGUGUAUCCAUGAAGCAGCAAUCAAAACUGAGUCAAACCCACCGCAGUGCCUUUCCCAACAGUAAUGUGUUCACUCCCAAAGCAUCCAAAUCAGUGUAAAAUGGUUAAAUGAAAGUAAUGUCAGUAUCAAAAGCAUAACAUAUAUAUUUAUAAAAAAGACAUUAAAAUGAUUUUACAACUUAAUCCCAUACACAUCCAGUGGGAGAUAUUUGCCGUUCCAAAUCCCUUGGAAAAAUUAAUUUAAAGCUGCAAAGAGACACAUUUAGGUCAUUGGCAGAAAAGGUAAAAGAAAAAGAAAAAAUCCCUUUGAUACAUAGCAUGUCAUUAAUAAGCCCAAUCUUAAGGAAUAGCUAAUGUGGCCUUGAUUUGAGUUUGUGAACAUCAAGCCAGGGAAUAUCAUCGUGAAAAUAAGGAUGAAGCAUGCUAGGGGGAUUCACAUCGGGGCGCGGUAUAUUUAUCUCAAGUCCCCUAACAUGGGUGGUUUGUGAGAAAUCAGGGGGAAUCAUUAUUGGUCAUUAAAAGCUAAUCAGUUUUACAUGACGGCAAGAUGAAUCAGACAUAAAAUUCAGUUUUCAUAGCUUAAAUAAUACAGGUAAUGUUUCUAAGUUGUUGUAUAUGUAUGUAAUUAUAAACAUUUAAUACGUUCACUGAAUGUCCAAAAUGAUAGGGAACGUCACCGCUCUGAAGAUGCACUCAGAUGAGGUGAAUUCACAUGAGGGCCAUUGUCAUUCAUUUACUUUAUUUAUUAAAUCAUCACCAAUCACAAAGAAAGGAGAUAUGGAAGACAUAGAAACGUAAAGACUCUGCGAAGUUUGAGAUGUGAAAUGUGCCUAAAGAGGUGCAACUCAGCUCAACUGAAAUAGGAUGUGCAAGAGUUUCCUAAGAAGAACUUGCCAUCAGACAGUUUCAACACUCCUGGAGAUAAAGAGUCCAGGAAGAGGAUCCGAGCUCAGAGAGAUCAGUGCAUCACUACACCACAUAGGUCACACACCUGCACACACACACACACACACACACACGCGCUUACUCACAAAGGCUCUCUGUUUGACUUUACAACUGUUGAGCUCAGAGCUCAGAAAUCAGUUCUGCGAAGUGCUGCGAUGGCAACAAUCAACACGUGUUAAAUCGAGUUAGGGAGCUUUUGCAGAGCCAUGUUUUAUACGACUGUGUACAUCUCAUCUCAGUGGAAUGAUGGACGUUUAGUACAAUCUGUGGGGAAAAAAGGGAAAUAGUCGGAAAGCAGCUGAUCUAAAUGUCUGACUUUCAUCGUAUAAGAGUUGCGAGGGCACAGCUGGCUGUGGCGUGUACGUCUUUAUGUACUACAAUGUGAGUUUCUGUUCAUUCCCUAUAAGAGUGCGAUCACUUCGCGCUUGUCUGUGUACGUGCGUCUAUAUAGGGGCAGAGAGAAAGAAGGGAAGUGCAAGUAUCUGGUACAUCUAUGCAUGGCUGCCUCUGUGAUAAAAGGCAGAAUGAGUUAUAAUUAUCACCCAGGAUCAUGUGCUGCUCAGUUCUCUGUCGUGAAAAAAGGCAAAAAGCAGGGGGACUAUAUCUGGGACACGGACCUCAAAGUAUCGAAAGCUCAAAACCUCAAAACCCAGGUUGUUUCCUGUUGCAAAUAAGUCUUCACCGCCUGGGAUCGUCACUGCGUAUUCACAACGCUGCAAGGUUGUUGUGGCCCAUAUCAGUGUGUUUAGUAAAUUGUCACAAAAAUGCAAACUAAAUUCAUUUAAUUGUCUUGUGUUGCUUCAUAUACAAAUUUGAAUGGAAGCAUAUUUGGUUAAAGUCACAAGGCGGUACGAUGGCCUUCUCGACAUCCCAGUGAAAUGAUUUUUCUUUCACUUUCGGUGAUUCAGAUAGUAGCCUUUGCUAUUUCAGAGACAUGAGACUAAGAGGGAGACUGAGCCGUCUAGUUCCCGAAAACGUGGAGGAGAGUUUCUGAAAGAAAAAAAAGUGUGAGGGGAAAAGCAGGCUGUUUUUGGCGUCGAGAGUGUUACUGGCGUGGUUUAACACAUGUGGUCCCACUGUUUUGCACAUGGGGUUAUUUUCAGGCAGUGAGAGCAGCACAAGUCAGUAACAGGAACCUCCAGCAGGCUCCCUGUGUUUCCACGCUGCAGAACUAACACACUUGCUAAAUGGCUUCCGAUCUUCCAAUUAUUUCUUAUUUUUGUACAAAAAUACGUCUUUUACACAAGUAAAAUAGCUUUGUUUUAGAUAUAUAUUAGUAAGUCACUUCUCUCAGUAUUUGUCAUUGUUUCAUUCUACCCCUUCAUCUGCAUCCUGAGGAUUAGAUCCACAUCAGUUUAUAAUCAUUUUAUUGCGACCUUUUUUGUUUGUCUGAACCUUGCUUCCCAAAACGAGCAAAUCAGGAUGUGUGACCGUGACAAACAAGAUAAAAAUUAAAAAGCCUUCUUCCUAUUCCCAAUUCAGUCACAACUUCCCCAUAUCCAUGAGAAGUAGGGGGGGGGGGGGGGCAGCCCAGCCCAGCCCAGCCCAGCCCAGCGUUCAUGGUUCCCUUCUGGCUGCUUUAGCCGGCUGAAAACCUGACAACCACAGAUAAACAUAAAGGUUUUUUAAAGUUAAUUGUUCAAAGAACUCUGAAAUAAAUGUGAAGAAACACAAUUUCUUAUGUAGCCUACAGUAUAUACCUUUUAAUAUUUUUAUUUAGUUUUUUAUUAUUUUUAUAUUGAAGGUAUUCCUGUAACCGUAGCUACAUUUCCAUGUGCAGAGAAAAUUCUCUCCUGCCAAUACUGAGCAAUAGUUCCAUUCAGCCUUUUUAUUGGUACAUUAUUUUACAACUCCCUGUUGACAUUAGCAAAAUACUUCAGUUACCCAGAAAGCUGUGGCAACCACAGGUUAUGUGGCUAAAACCAUAAAUUUAAUUAAGAGUGUUGGGGUUAGGGUUAGGGUUAGGUAAGUGGUGUAGCCACUUGCAGAGUUUUGCUUUCAAGCUCUGUGAUAUGCAAAUAGAACAAACCUGAUCACUUGCCCUAAAAAAAAAAUCCCUCCUUACGUGAAGUGCUUAUGCCUGACUGAAACCCGGUAGUGGUUCAAGUGAGAAAUUCAUACCCAUUAUUUGUAACGUGUGCAAAGUCAAGUCUCCGAAAGAGAUGGCUCCGGCUGCUUAGUACAGGUUGUAAUUCUCUUGUGAGUAGGACUCAUGCUCAACCUGACACAAAAUGUCAUAGAAGGUGCAAACGUGUCUUUAGCGAGUGUUUCCCAACCAGGUGUGUUUCUGGGGAAGAUUGUAGUUAAUGUAACAAAAAAAUGAAAAUAAAACAUUCUCAUAAUGAGUCAGGGGAACACCACUCGUUGAGAGUGUGUGUAAUGUAGUAGUAGCGUAGAAAAGGAGAAACAGUUGGCUGUAAUGAAUAAACAAUAGAAAUAGUUAAUGUUAGCCAAAAGUAAUAAAGAAACAGUUGAAAUAGUUAACGUUACCGAAUAGUAAUGGAUAAACAGUUUAAAUAGUUAACGUUAGCUAACAGUAAUAGAUAAACAGUUUAACACAUUGAUAAAAUAGUUAUGAUAUAGAUAAAAGGUUAAAUAGUUGAAAGUAAUGGAUAAAUAGAGAAAUUAUGUUCGCUAAAAAGCAUAAAAGGUUAAAAUAGUCCACGUUAGCUUAGAGUAAUGGAUAGUACACAUUUAAAAUAGUUAGCUAACAGUAAUGAAUACAUGGGUAAAAUAGUUAAAGUUAGAAGAGCUCAAAAUAGUUAAUGUUGUAGAUAAAAGGUUAUAUAGUUGAAAGUAAUGGAUAAAUAGAGAAAAGUAAUGGAUAAAUGCUUGCUAUAUUUAAAAAAAGAAAGAUGUAAUGAAUACUAGCGAAACUCAUCAUCAGCUUUUCCACUUUAAUGGAACAUAAGCACCAUUUUGUUUUUACAAACAGCGAAGCCUUUCCUUCCCUAUGCGUGCACGGCUGGUGUCUCUCUUAUCUCAUCUGAUCAGCAACAAGACCCGAGAGUUUGUCCACAGAAUUUUAACAGAUGAGCAGAUUGUUGUUGAAAGAAAUGCGUGGAGAUGGACGAUGGGAUUAUGCUACUUUGAUUCGGAAAAAGCGAUCAUAAACAUCUCAUGAUCUGUUAGUGUGCUCCAUCUCCUCCUGUCUAACACUCUGUACAUUAGGGGAUUUAUGGGCUGUCGUUGAAAACAAAACUCCUACAAAAGAAAAAAAACAACAACAACCAGGUUUCAGUUACAGGCUGUUUUACAAUUCCCUUCCCAUGCUUCCCUUUCUGUCACUUCUCCAUAAUUCUUGGUAUUUCAGUUAGACAGGCCCUCUUUCUGAAGCUUCCCCUUUUCCAUGGAUUCCUAUAUUUCAUGAUUUCCACUUCUUCCUCUUCAGUUGUACAAACAGAGGUAGAGGCAUGGGGAAACCAGGCUGCAACCGUGACAUGCAAACCACAAGCUGGUGUAGCUGUGGGACUUGCAAGAUCUGUCGGUUCUCUUAACUGCUCUGUGGUGGGAAAAGAAGGAGCAGGUAGUUUGUCGCAGACGACACUUCUCUUUUGUGAUCACUUUGGGAACACCACACAUUUAAUGGAGAUUAUAUUUUUGGUAUAAAUUACAGUUGCCAGUCAUCAAUCAUGCAACAUUUAGUUUCUGUACUCAGAAAGGCUUGCAUUAGGAGGAUUAAAAAGCCCUCUACAUAGUGAAAUGGCCGAAUGUGAGUUUGUCUUAUGUGUGCCUGCGUGUGUACAUCGCACUCUCUUGCUCUGAUAGACACCGCCGUCGUCCCUAGUUUCACACUGCUUCCUGUGUCUCUGUUUCCUGUUUAUCUUGCUGUCAUUUGUUUUACCAAAGUGUGAUGGUGCUAGAUGAGCUGUGUGUUUCUUCAUCGCUGACAUCCUCAAACACCUGUAACAUUAAAGUUGAGGCUCGCAGUGAUGAGGAGAAUGGGCUGGCCUGUGACAUGAAUGGCGUGGAGGAGGAAGAGUGCGCGGAAGACUUGCGCGUGAACGAUGCCUCGGGGGCCAAGGUGAACGGCUCACAGCCGAGCCUCGAAGCCAAGGCCUUCUCCUCGGCCGGCGGUAUCCGGCUGCCCAACGGGAAGCUCAAGUGCGAUAUCUGUGGGAUAGUUUGCAUUGGCCCCAAUGUGUUGAUGGUGCACAAGCGAAGCCACACUGGAGAACGUCCGUUUCAGUGCAGCCAGUGCGGUGCCUCUUUCACCCAGAAGGGCAACCUGCUGCGUCACAUCAAGCUCCAUUCGGGGGAGAAACCCUUCAAGUGUCACCUGUGCAGCUACGCCUGUCGCAGGAGGGACGCCCUCACCGGCCAUUUGCGCACCCACUCGGUUGGAAAACCCCACAAGUGUGCUUACUGUGGGCGGAGUUACAAGCAGCGCAGCUCUCUCGAGGAGCACAAGGAGCGGUGUCACAACUACCUCCAGUGCAUGGGGCUGCAGAACAGCAUCUACACAGUAGUAAAGGAAGAAAGCAACCAGAAUGAGCAGAGGGAAGACUUAAGCCAGAUGGGAUCUGACAGAGCCUUGGUGCUAGACAGACUAGCUAAUAACGUAGCUAAGCGUAAGAGCACUAUGCCACAGAAGUUUGUGGGCGACAAACGUCUGUCAGACCUCUCCUACGACGGAGGAGCAGGUGAGAUGAUUCAGCCCCACGUCAUCGACCAGGCCAUCAACAGCGCCAUCAGCUACCUGGGGGCCGAGUCGCUCCGGCCUCUGGUCCAGACCUCCCCGGCCUCCUCUUCUGACGCGGGUCUCAGCUCCAUGUACCCGCUGCACAAGCCGGCGCCCGAGGGCCACAUGGGGACGGGCCUCAGCCUGACGGCCAAAGACAACGCGGCCGAGAACCUGCUCCUCCUCUCCAACUCCAAGUCCGCCUCCAGCGAGAAGGACGGCUCGCCCAGCCACAGCGGCCAGGACUCCACGGACACCGAGAGCAACAAUGAGGAUCGCCCCGGCGGGGCAGCGUCCGGCCUCAUCUACCUGACCAACCACAUCACCUCGGGGGUGAGGAACGGCAUGCUCCCUCUGGUGAAGGAGGAGCAGCAGAGGCAGUAUGAGGCCAUCCGGGCCAGCAUGGAGAUGGCGUCCGAGGGCUUCAAGGUGGUGACGGCGGACGGGGAGCAGGUGAGGGCGUACCGGUGCGAACACUGCCGCGUUCUCUUCCUGGACCACGUCAUGUACACCAUUCACAUGGGCUGCCAUGGCUUCAGAGACCCCUUCGAGUGCAACCUCUGUGGUCACCGGAGUCAAGACCGAUACGAGUUCUCCUCGCACAUAACGCGGGGGGAGCAUCGCUACUGAGCCCCGUCCACCAGAGAACACACUUCCACACAGACAAACAGGUGUGUGUGUGUGGCCAACACGCCACACAAACACACACACACACACACACUCAGUCAUGCAGACGUGCGGCUGAAAUAAAUGCAUAAGAAAUACAAGAUGUAAAAUACACUGUUGAUGUCUGAAAGUUGUUUUUUAUACAAAGUAUGCAUGUUUGUGGAACACAGAUUCAUGUACAACUAUAAAUCAAGACUUUUAUUUCCCUUUUCAAAUGCCGUGUUCAAAAGGGAGAGUAGUCUUUUUUUUUUUUUUUUUUUUUUUGUUAAAGAAGCAAAAUGAUGUUCAGUGAAGAUAACACAGCUACUGAGCCACAAUCCUACAUAGGUUUAAAUGAUGUAGUUACAGUUUGCCACAUGUAUAAAAUGUGUCUUUUCUUUUGGAAAACCAUGCAGCAACUUUUUUUCUAGAUUUAGUAUAGAAACGACAUCCUCACAUUUACAAAUCUGUUUAUUGAAGUGUCCGAAAUGUUCUGCAGUUGUUUCCAGUGCAGUAAAACCCAUUUUAGAAAAUGAAAUGCAAUCGAUAAAAACAAUCAGUGUAGAUAACCCCACACGUCCCUUUCAAAGUUUCAACCUGUUCUUGUAUUUGUAACAACUUACAUAUUAUUUAUAUCACAUUUACAUGCCUGUCUGUUUUUGUAUUUAUUCGAUGUUUGUUUGUAGAGUAGUUAAUAAAAGCUGCAUCUCUUUCUGUCCAACUGUACUAAAUGUGUUUGAGGUGAAAACAGGACCGCUGCUGGGUUUUAUUUUGAAUUUUAUCAGAAGAAAAUGUUAUCCUGGCCUUUUGUUUUGGCACUUGAUGGCUAAGAAUCGUUUCAUUUACAGAAAGAAAACGAGCCAUUUGAGGUUUGAAGGAGCUUUAUGCUUGCAAAAUAUCAAUAAAGGAUAUUUUAUAUAUGCACAAA
Messenger RNA from Anarrhichthys ocellatus (wolf-eel), 7302 nucleotides. RefSeq names its product IKAROS family zinc finger 1 (Ikaros) (gene ikzf1). Gene Ontology annotation, molecular function: RNA polymerase II cis-regulatory region sequence-specific DNA binding; DNA-binding transcription factor activity. The record is from RefSeq and is a predicted model, not a curated record. Gene Ontology annotation, cellular component: nucleus. The transcript has 6 exons. NCBI's taxonomy places the organism in Eukaryota, Metazoa, Chordata, Actinopteri, Perciformes, Anarhichadidae. Bases 4902 to 6359 code for a protein of 485 amino acids. Gene Ontology annotation, biological process: regulation of transcription by RNA polymerase II.